GCCCCAGCCUGGAAGAGACGACCUGCCAUCUGAGUUUAGGUUGGGUGUCGCACUGACCCCCGAACCGGUCGUACGCUUUUGGGAGAUCUGUCAACUAGGGAUCUUGGAUCUCUUACUUCUCAGCCCUACGCAGGAUUAUUAAAAACAAACAAACAAACAAAAAACACAGCCAUGCCAUCAAGAACACCCACCCCUAUAAACAGGAGGAAAAAGCCCACCAAAGUCAUAAUUGACUUAUCAAAACUCUCUCAGGAUGAUUACGAGCCCGUGGUGAAGAUAUCCGAGUUCGACUUGGGAAGAAAGAUCGGGACGCCAAAGGACAUCAUGCUGGAGGAGUUGUCGUUGCUCAAGAACAAAGGAUCCAAGAUGUUCAAGAAGAGGCAGCAGCGGGUGGAGAAGUUCAUCUACGAGAACAACCCCGACAUCUUCAUUGGCGACUCCAUGGACGAGCUGCAGAAGUUUGUCCCAACAGUGGGCGGUCAGAUUGGCAGCCACACAAUACAUCUAGGUGGAUAUCUCCUCAGCAAGGAUGCCAGUCAGCUGCAUUAUGGAGGGAUGGUGUUUGGAGGAGGGGCCCCCGUGCCUCCCCCAAAACCUGGGAGCAAGGGCGGAGAAGCUGGAGGAGUCGGAGGAAGAGCUGGUGGAGGCCAGCAUGGGAAAGAUGGACUACAUGGAGGAUCUGGUGAAGGAUCCACACCAAAAGAUGGCGGAAAAGACGACAAGUCUAAGAAGAUGCACCUGAAGACCUACAUAUCACCAUGGGAGAAGGCCAUGAAGGGCGAUGAAAGUUUGCUCGCCACCCUGAAAUUGACCAUGCUCGGUCCUGCUCAUCAUAUUGAACUGUGCAAGUACAAAUGCUUUAACAGGACUGCCAUGCCAUACGGUGGAUUUGAAAAGGCCCUCCAGUUCAUGAAAUUCCAAAUGCCCAACACUGAGAAGACCAAAGUGGUGGCUGAGCCCACGGUAGUGUACGAGCACGACAUCAACGUGCGGCCUUCCUUCAAUCGCACGCCCAUCGGCUGGGUGGGCAGCGGCGAGCCCAGCAGCAUCCACGUGGAGCUGGACAGCGUGCCCUACGACGGCGAGACCGAGGAGCUGUGAAGAAGCGGCCACUGACGCCCUCUGUGCGCACACAGACAAACAAAUAACAUGCAAAUACAUGCUGGCAUGCACAUUCACGCGAGAUGAGCUUACAACUGUUGCUUGAAAUGAUGGCCCAGAUGUGGUCAUGUUCAUGCUCUGAAAGGUAAAAGAACAAAAUGUACAUGGUCAAGAGAGAAUAAACA
Messenger RNA from Phycodurus eques (leafy seadragon), 1286 nucleotides. RefSeq names its product myozenin-1-like. The record is from RefSeq and is a predicted model, not a curated record. Gene Ontology annotation, molecular function: telethonin binding; actin binding; FATZ binding. NCBI's taxonomy places the organism in Eukaryota, Metazoa, Chordata, Actinopteri, Syngnathiformes, Syngnathidae. Gene Ontology annotation, cellular component: actin cytoskeleton; Z disc. Bases 172 to 1101 code for a protein of 309 amino acids. The transcript has 6 exons.